Messenger RNA from Seriola dumerili (greater amberjack), 3239 nucleotides. RefSeq names its product solute carrier family 25 member 48 (gene slc25a48). The transcript is spliced from 8 exons. Gene Ontology annotation, cellular component: mitochondrion. Gene Ontology annotation, molecular function: transmembrane transporter activity. Gene Ontology annotation, biological process: transmembrane transport. Lineage: Eukaryota; Metazoa; Chordata; Actinopteri; Carangiformes; Carangidae. Bases 345 to 1295 code for a protein of 316 amino acids. The record is from RefSeq and is a predicted model, not a curated record.
UCAGGGCAAGAAAAACAGGACGACUGUGUUGUCGUCCAAAAUCCGAACAGACAGAAACUUCUGUCCCCCGCACAGACAAAUAACAAACAUCAGAAAUGUUUUGGUCCGUGUCGACUACAGAGGCCAGGUAACAGGACACAGCUGCGAUAUUGAAAAUCUCAGAUGUACAAAGGGCAGUGAUGGCCUGAAGGAACAUUUCUGCCCGUUGCUUUGUCCGGAGGAGACGAGGCGUCAUCAGUUUCUUCCUCAUCACCGACACGGAGGGAAACGGAGCGUUUUCAUUGGCGGGCUGAUGAGAGGCGGUGGGCUGAAGUUUGGACGCACAGAGCAGCUCUGAGAGGAAGAUGCAGAACUCCAACAGUUUUCAGGUGGAUGAUUUUAUCGCGGGAUGGAUCGGCGGAGCUUCCAGUGUGGUCGUGGGCCAUCCGCUUGACACAGUGAAGACGCGGCUCCAGGCGGGGAAAGGCUACAAGAACACGCUACACUGCGUCCUCACCAUCUACAGGAAGGAAACGGUCUCAGGGUUUUUUAAGGGCAUGUCUUUCCCACUGGCCAGCAUCACUGUCUACAACUCAGUGGUGUUUGGCUUCUUCAGUAACACACAGAGACUCAUAAGCAAGUAUCGCUACGGCGACGGGCAUCAUCCCUGUGGCAUGUUGGACUUGACCGUGGCCAGCAUGCUGACUGGACUGAUGUCAGUGGGCCUGGGAGCCCCGGUGGAUCUGGUCAAGAUCAGACUGCAAAUGCAGACGCAGACGGUUCUAGCAGAGAAUUUACACCUUGCUGGCAGCGUAUCGAAUGGCACCAACAUCCCUCUGCGCUCCGUCAACAUCCCCAGCCAGAGACUUUACAGAGGACCCAUCCACUGUAUCAGCAGCAUCCUGCAGACUGAGGGGCUGCAGGGCCUGUACAGGGGGGCUGGGGCCAUGAUUCUGAGGGACGUUCCUGGAUACACGCUCUACUUCAUUCCUUACACCAUGUUCUGCAACCUGUUGAAGCCAGACGCCACGUCAAGCCCUCAUCCAUGUUCUAUCUGGCUCGCCGGAGGACUCGCAGGGUCCAUUUCCUGGGUCACGGCCACGCCGGCUGAUGUGGUGAAGAGCCGAAUGCAGGCCGACGCGCAGCUGCAGAGGAAGUACAGGGGAAUCUUACACUGCAUCAUCCACAGCUACAAGACAGAGGGUUUACAGGUUUUCUUCCGUGGAGCUUCAGUAAACGCCAUCCGAGGCUUCCCGAUGAGCGCCACCAUGUUCCUGACCUACGAACUCUCCCUGCAGUUCUUCAGGAAUCUCUAGAACAAGGGAAACAUUUCAGUGGUAAAGGAAUCACACUCAGUUCUUGGCAAAUGAGCACACAGUACAACAAACCCUUUUAGCUGCUUGUGAACUGAUGCACUGAACGCACCAGAGAUUUUGAACACUUUACUGACCACUCUUGUCACACAAUAAACGUUCAGUGAUGUUUUAUACCAGCACUUUGGGGGUUGUAUUGUUAAAUAAUCAGAAUUACGACAUCAAAUCAUCCAUGAUUUCCUGGGCAGAGUCUUGGCUGCCACUUAUCUAGUGGAUAGAAACUCUAUCGGUUCCUUCAGUAUCUAAGAUGACUGAGUUAGCUUUUUAAACUCACUGAUAAUCAUGUGACCUUCUCCCUCCCUACAAUCUGGCCUGAGAUCUGCUGACCAGUUGUCGCUGACAGGUUCAAACAAUCUCAUUGUCUCCUACUAAAGACUUAUUUUUAUAGAUUAGCUUUUACACCAGUUUUAAUUUAGUCAUUCUACUUAUCUAUUGUUUGAUUUUACAUAUGUUUCCUUUCUCCCACGUACGUUUAUCUUCUCACUGUUUUUAUUCCUGUUAGUUGCUGAUAAGUUCAGAGGUAUAAAUGCUUAAAAAAAUUAGCAUAACAAAGCUAACGGGACAUGUGGACGAUGAUGAUUGGUGUUAACAUUCUCAUUAUUUAAUGGAUGGAGUUGAAUAUUUCUUUAAUGCUAAUUUACCAAAGAACUCAGUGUGGUCCUUUUUUUAAAGGAGGUUUAAAGGGAGGGAGGUUAUGUUGUCAGUUUGGGAUCAGAACUUUACCUGGAAGGUGAAACUCAUUUGCACACCUGCAGCUUUUCCCUGGACGAGACCGUUAUUCUUCUGUUUCCACCUGUGAACAAAGGGUGAUAAUAACACCGUGUUAUUACACAGUGUCACACGGUCAACAUGGUUUGACGGGAAAAAGAUCAACAACUUGGUUGAAAAAUGACAUUUAGGUAACGUAUAGUAUAAUACAUAUAUAUUAUAUAUAAUCUGGUCUUUGUGGAGCCGUUUCUCAGUAAAGAACGGAGCUGUGCACUUUCAUCUCAGCAUGAUGAAGAAAUAUGAAUCAUGCUGAAAAUAGAGUUGAAUGCUUUUACGAAGGAUGUGUUAUUUUCAGCUCGACUAUGAGUCUACGUUUAAUCUUUGUAUUAUUUUCAGUGUUGAUUUAGUUUGUUUGAUUUACUUUCAGUUUCUUUUUGCAGUUUGAAUGUGAUUAAAAAUAUAAAACCUAAAUGAUUUCACAUAAAUAACCAAUACACUUAAUGUCUGUUCAUAAGUAUGAAAAUAUUGUGAGGUGUUGAAAAUGACGCAUCCUUUCCUUCAUUACAUGAACUGUUGCGUGUUUUAGUCCCAUGUUACCAUCCAUGUGUUCAUACAGUGCAUUCAGUGUUCACACCCCUUCACUGUAUCUCAUGUCGUCACUUUGCAGCCUCGUGGUAAAAUAGUUCAAUUCAUGUUUUCAGAUUUUAACCUCCACUCAAUAAUGACAAAGAAGUUUAGAAAUUAUUGCAAUCUGGUAAAAUGUAAAGGGGUCUGAAUACUUCCUGAAUGCACUGUAUUAUAUUUGUGUGUUUCUUAUAUUAAGAAAAAUUUUACAAGUUAAUUUUAACUUCAUGUUAACAUGAGUUUUUCCCAUAAUACUAUUCAAAUGCAUGGAUUUAUAUACACAUGAGCCAUUAUAGUACAGGUACAGUAUUGCUUAACAUGUUAGCAGUUAAACAGCAUUUACAGCUAAUGAUACAAGAGGUUUCAUUCUUAAAUGAGACAUCUGCUGUUAAAAGAUACUGAGCCUCCUCACACAAUAGAUAUUUUUCAUUUUGGAAUAAUUACCGUAGAACAAAUAUAUUUUCCUGCCUUAUAGAGAUAUUUUUAAAUAGUAUUCUUGUCAUGUAAAUAUCUUGUAAAUAUGUUAACUGCCAUUCCAGAUGGUGGAGAGCCAGA